GGUCACCAGGACAACGGCGGAGUACAGCGGCGCACAGGGCCAUGGCCGACAAGGACAGCCCCACACUGGCUUUGAUCAAUUAUUACUGCCAAGAAAAAUACUUCAAUCAUAUCCAGAUCGCUGCAAACGAAGGCCUCAAGAAAUACGGAAAUGAUCCUGUCUUCUUAUUUUUCCGGGCUUUCGGAAUCCUUAUGGAAGAUCGAGUCCAGGAAGCCAUCCGUGAGCUUGAGUUUGUCAAGGACAAACAGGACGUGUCGCUCUGCUGCAUAAUGGCUCUAAUUUACGCUCAUAAAAAAUGUGCCAUUCCAGAUCGUGAUGCCAUUCAAGAACUUGAUGGCAAACUAAAAGAGGAUCGUAAGACGGCAGGACAGAUGGCGUUAUAUUUUGCAGGAGUUUUCCUGUGGCAUAUUGGACGCCAUGACAAAGCUCGUGAAUACAUCGACAGAAUGAUUAAAGUUUCUAAUGGAGCGAGAGAGGGGCUGAUCUUGAAAGGCUGGAUUGAUUUAACCAGCGGGAGAGAUGCCUAUGCUAAAAAGGCUGUCAAAUAUUUUGAUGAAGGAAUGCAUGAUGGAAAAGAUCCAUUUGCUAUGAUGGGAAAGGCACAGUACUUUGAGAUGCGCCAGAACUACUCAGGAGCCUUGGAAAUGGUGAACCAGAUAAUCGUUAACUUUCCCGGUUUCCUGCCUGCUUUAAUAAAGAAGAUAAAGCUCCAGCUUGCCUUACAGGACUGGGAACAGACAAUCGAGACAGCACACAGACUCUUACAGAAGGACAGUCAGAGUAUUGAAGCACACAGGAUGUUGGCUCUCCAUUCAUUAUGCAGAGAAGGAAAUGUUAAAGAGGCUGCCAAUAGACUUGGCGAUCUGAUUGGUAUCAUGGACCGGUUUGAACCUCACAAUCCUGAGCUUUUCUCCAAAUUGGCAUUGGUAUUUAGUAGGACGUGUGGACGGAACCAGAUGAUCCUACAGCAGACCUACACUUUGGUCGAGAGGGCAUUUCGCUUGGCGUCGCACGAUUCGGAGCUCGCAAAUGAACUUGGCUACCAGAUGGUUCUACAGGGGAAAAUAAAAGAUGCUGUAAAGUGGUACAAGACUGCAAUGUCUUUGGAUGAAACAAGUGUCCCCGCGUUAACUGGUAUUAUCAAAUGUCAGCUGAUUGAAGGACAGUUAGAAGAUGCAGAGCAACAAUUAGAAUUCCUGAAAGAAAUUCAGCAAUCUAUAGGAAAGUCUGGGGAGCUGUCUUACCUGCGUGCAGUUUUGGCAGUAAAGAAGCAGAAAGGACAGGAUGAAGUCAUUAAUUUGUUGAAUGACGCCGUGGACACUCACUUCUCCUUACUGCAAGGCCUGCCUCUGGGUGUUCAGUACUUUGAACAAUUGAACCCUGACUUUUUACUAAAAGUUAUACGAGAAUACCUUGUCUUUUGUCCCACACAGCCUACAGCACCUGGCCAGCCUCCCUCUCCGUUGCUCAAGCAUUGUGCUUCAUUACUGGAGACUGUAGUAAAGACAGUGCCGGGGCUGCUUGAGGCUGCCUUUUUAAUGGCCAGAGUCAAAUACUUGGCAGGUGAAAUCGAUGGUGCUGAAAGUAGCCUCCAGCACUGCUUGGAACAAAGUCCUUCGUACGCAGACGCUCAUCUGUUGAUGGCUCAAGUCAACCUUUCUCAAGGCAAUUAUAAACUCUGCUCACAGUCCCUGGAGUUGUGUUUGAGCUACAAUUUUGAGGUUCGUGAAUAUCCCCUGUAUCAUUUAAUUAAAGCACAAACUCAGAAGAAGAUGGGUGAAGUGCAGGAAGCCAUUAAAACCCUGCAAGUGGCUACCACGUUACCUGCAAUGAGGAAGUCUGGCAGUGCUUCAAAAUUGAAAGGCAAAAAAAUUGAAUUUAGCACCACCGAUCGUGUUUCUGUGUUCUUGGAACUGGCAGAUGCUCACCGUCUAAACGGAGAACAGCAUGAAGCUGCCAAAGUGAUGCAAGACGCCAUCAAUGAAUUUUCAGGCACUGCUGAGGAAUUGCGUGUCACAAUCGCCAAUGCAGACCUCGCUGUCUUAAGAGGCGAUGUUGAACUGGCACUCAGUAUGCUUCGAAACGUCACACCCGAGCAGCCUUAUUAUAUUCAGGCAAAAGAAAAAAUGGCUGCUGUAUACCUAAAUCACAGGAAGGAUAAGCAGUUGUAUGCAAGCUGCUACAGGGACUUGGUUGAUAAACUGCCAGGAUGCCAUACUUAUCUCCUCUUGGGUGAUGCCUACAUAAAUAUUCAAGAGCCAGAAAAAGCGAUUGAAGUAUAUGAACAAGCUUUAAAGAAAAAUCCAAGAGAUGGAGCUUUGGCUAGCAAGAUUGGAAAAGCUCUUAUUAAAACACAUAAUUAUGCCAAGGCUAUUAGUUAUUACGAAACAGCAGUGAAAUCUGGUCAGCAAAACUUCCUUCGUUUUGACCUAGCUGAACUCCUUCAAAAACUGCGACAAUUCGAGAAAGCAGAAAAUGUUCUACUCCAGGCACUGGAACAUGAUCCUGUAAGUGAUCUCCAAGCUUUAAUAGAAGAUGGACGAUAUUUAAUACUUCUGGCAAAAAUCUACAGUAAGAUUGAAAACACUGAUGGCGCCAUACUUUCACUGCAGCGGGCGCGGGAGGUUCAGGCACGAGUACUAAAGCGUGUUCAGUUAGACCAGCCAGAUACAGUCCCCACCCAGAAGAAGCUUGCUGCGGAUAUUUGCGCUGAGAUUGCAAAGCAUUCGACAAACCAGCGGGAUUACGAAAAAGCCAUUAAGUUCUACAAAGAGGCGCUUGUGUAUUGCGAGAAUGAUCACAAGGUGAUGUUGGAGCUUGCUCAGUUGUACCUUGCCCAGGAUGAUAUUGAUGCCUGCCAACACCAAUGUGCUGUUCUCCUGAAGAGUGACCAAGAUAAUGAUGCAGCCACCAUGAUGAUGGCAGAUCUGAUGUUCAGAAAACAGGAUUAUGACCGGGCUGUAUUUCAUUUCCAACAACUUUUGGAGCGCAAACCGGAUAAUUAUAUGACUUUAGCCCGUUUGAUUGACCUGUUGAGGAGAGCUGGGAAACUGGAAGAUGUUCCUCGAUUCCUUGAGAUGGCUGAGAAACACACUGCCCGAGCAAUAUCAGAGCCUGGAUUUAAUUAUUGCAAAGGACUAUACCUCUGGUACACUGGGGAACCAAAUGAUGCUCUCCGACACUUCAAUAAGGCACGGAAAGACAGUGACUGGGGACAGAAUGCAGUUUAUAACAUGAUCGAGAUCUGUGUAAAUCCAGACAAUGAGACUAUAGGAGGUGAAGUCUUUGAGAACCUGGAUGGGGAUGUCAGAAACUCAACAGAAAAGCAAGAGUCAGAACAGCUGGCUGUGAGAACAGCAGAGAAACUGUUGAAAGAACUUAAACCUCAGACAAUUCAGGGUCACGUACAACUACGUAUAAUGGAAAGCUACUGCCUUAUGGCCACAAAGCAAAAAACAAACGUGGAACGUGCUCUCAAUAUCUUCACUGAGAUCGGAACUGCUGAGAAAGACCACAUUCCUGCCCUCUUUGGCAUGGCGACUGCUUAUAUGAUUUCGAAACAGACGCCACGUGCACGAAAUCAACUGAAGCGAAUUGCCAAAUUAAACUGGAAUGCAAUCGAUGCAGAGGAAUUUGAGAAGAGUUGGUUACUUCUGGCUGAUAUUUACAUUCAAUCUGGAAAAUUUGAUAUGGCAGGCGAUCUUCUGAAACGCUGUCUACGACACAAUAAGUCUUGCUGCAAGGCCUAUGAAUAUAUGGGAUAUAUUAUGGAAAAAGAACAAUCGUACAAAGAUGCAGCUGUUAAUUAUGAGAUGGCUUGGAAAUAUGGUAACCACACCAAUCCGACAAUAGGAUACAAGCUAGCCUUCAACUAUUUGAAGGCAAAGCGAUAUGUUGAUGCAAUAGACAUCUGCCAUAAGGUAUUGGGAGCGCAUCCCAAUUAUCCCAAAAUGAGGAAAGAUAUUCUUGACAAAGCACGUGCAGCCUUGCGUUCCUAACAGUUCUAUUUAAGGCAUCAUGAGUUUCUGCAGAUGGACAUUGGUGAAGAUUUUGUACAUGUUGUCAUUUUGAUUCUGUAUUAUGUAAUAUAAAUUGUUCCAAGUAUUUAUCAUUGUGGGAAAGUCUUUUUUUUACACUUUAUAAUUGUUCAUUUAAAUGGAAACUGAUACAGUGAUGGUUUACUGUAUAAAUAGUUACUGUAUAAAUAAAUACUGUUUUAUAAACUUUUUCAAAAUUAUUAGUAUUGUCCAUACAAAAUGUGAGCUAAAAUCUUGCAGCCCUUUCUGGCAGAGCAUCUCCAGUGGUACAUAGAAAAGAAAAGGUCAUUGAUGUUAUAGAUAGUGGUUCAUUAUAGAUGGCAUUCUAUAAUGGAUAUCUGGGUGCACAUGAUUCAACUGUAUUUUGAAUGUUUUGUGGAUAUUUCAGAUCAACUUCAGGUAUCUAACGCUCUUGGGAGUUUUCUUGUUCAGGAUUCAGUUUAUUCAAUACCAGUAGAACUGAAAAAUAGACUAAAGUGAGUCACUAAGUUUGUAAAGGAAUCACAGCUUCCAAGAUUAACCAAGCUGAGUUGAAUCAUUUAUAAAUUUGUAAUUCUCGCUAAAGCUCUCCAAUAAAGUGGUCUAAGACUA
Molecule: messenger RNA, 4628 nt
Organism: Callorhinchus milii (elephant shark)
Lineage: Eukaryota; Metazoa; Chordata; Chondrichthyes; Chimaeriformes; Callorhinchidae
Gene: ttc21b
Product: tetratricopeptide repeat domain 21B
Exons: 29
Coding region: 42-3998 (1318 amino acids)
Biological process (GO): protein localization to cilium; intraciliary retrograde transport
Cellular component (GO): intraciliary transport particle A
Molecular function (GO): protein binding
Source: RefSeq, a predicted model, not a curated record